CUCAUUCAUUGAUUUUGGAUUGCGGCGGCGUGGAAAAUGGCUAGUCAAGAGAUACGCAUAAGUUUGCCUGGAAUGACAAAAGUACCGUUAAUAGAUAGAAAAGAAGAUGUUUACUUUAUUCUUCUAACUUAUUUGCACCAGUUUUCUCCAGUUGGGGGAAACUUUAACAUACGCCCUUCAGCUUGUUUUUCUCCUCAUAUUUUUGGGGCUGGCAAGAGUUUUGUUGGUGAAAAUUUUUUAGAGUUUUUAAAAAAAUUCGCCGACGAAGAAGAAGAGCAGACGAAGACGGAGGUUUUCAACAAGAGCUCAUCGGGAAAAGUUGAUUUGAAGAUUUUUUCUUGGAAACACUUUGCGGAAAACACUUUGUCAGUUGUCUUAGAACUAGGAGAGAGCUUUUCUGAUGCUCCUUUUCCAAGUUUUCUAGAGGCUUUGAUGUAUAAUAUUGUUUUGAACGCUUACCGACAAAAUGGUAAAGAUGCGGACGCUCUUCAGAUAGCUGAAAGGACGGUAAAGAAUUUUGAUAUUGUAGGAGCUAUUAAUUGGCUUCUCGAACAAUUUCAGAAACGAUAUUUAUUUUUGAUGAUAGACGAACUUAGCCACCUGAGUGACCUCACCACAUACUAUAGUGAACUUACCAUGAAACAAUUUAUCGAGCCCGAUGCAGAAUAUGUACCUUUCCGGAAUUUUUUCCGCUUUUUACGUGAUUUGUUGAUGACAGGGAAGGUAAUCGUCUAUUUGGCAGGCAGGACAUCUCAAAUCUCAGCCCGCAUGUCUGAUGCUCGCUCCAGUAGCAUGAGCCUCGAUAUGUUGCGAUUGAAUCCUUUUAACCUCAACGAUAUUAAUGAAUAUCUUGAGCUGGCAAUUUAUAGUGGAAAGACCUUGAAGGACUGGUUAUUGCCCUCAGAUGGCUUGCAACAUCGAUUCGCAGAAUUAUUAAAAAAGAAGACAGGAGGUAUUCCGUUGAUUUUAAAGAAUACUUUAGUAGCCUUAGCAGAGAAAGCUGCAGACUUGUCGCAACCUGUUAUCAACGAUGACAUAUGGAAAAACGA
Messenger RNA from Galdieria sulphuraria, 1049 nucleotides. RefSeq names its product archaeal ATPase. Lineage: Eukaryota; Rhodophyta; Bangiophyceae; Galdieriales; Galdieriaceae. The annotation marks the transcript as partial. The record is from RefSeq and is a predicted model, not a curated record. The transcript has a single exon.